CGCGUACUUACGUUGGCAUUACCGUGGUUAUCAAUCUGUGUAUGAAGAUACAGAAACUGAUGCUCACGACUCACGAUGGCGGCUAGCAAUGUCACGCUCUUUGAUGCUGGCUUGACAAAACCUGUGAAUAUAUCGGUUGCUGUUUUGUUUUUAAUUGCUGGUUUAAUUGGGAUAGUUGCUAAUGCCAGCAUUAUAUUUGUUUUCUGGAAAAAGCAUUCAUCCAUACUAAAUCCGACCACUUGCUUUGUUCUUGCAUUGACUGUUCUGGACUUUUUUAUGUCUCUCGUCAACAUGCCUAUGGUUAUAGUAUCCAGUUUUAUUGGGUAUUGGGUGUUCGGAAGUCCCGGAUGUACCUUCUACGGAUUCACUAUGACUUUUAUAGGAUUGACCAUAAUUGCUGUGCUGACGAUGAUAUCGUUUGACCAGUACAUCGUCAUGGUCAAGAAGAACUCUAAGCAUAAAAGGACUCUGCGUGCGGCAAAACUGUCUUGCAUCGGAUGUGCACUUUGGGGACUUUCCUGGGCCAUUUUCCCCCUGAUAGGCAUCAAUUCGUAUGUAUUUACUGUCGAAGGAGUGCAUACAUCAUGUGCCAUCAACUGGAAGAGCAAGAAGUUCAACGAUCUGUUUUACACAAUGGCCAUGUUUGUGUUGUGUUUUCUACUACCAUGUGUCCUGAUAUGUUUCUUCUAUGGCUCUAUUCAUAUGAAGGUGAAAGAGUUACCCCGUUUCAGAGAUGUGUCUUCUGCUGUAACCCGCCAAGAGCUUCGACAAAAAUACAUCGCCAAGACAAUGCUCUGCAUGAUAAGUUCAUUUAUAUUGUCAUGGUUUCCGUACGCAAUGGUGGCGCUGUGGUCAGCUUUAGGUGACGCCCGUGACAUUCCAACGUUAGUCACGCUUUUGCCAGCAGUGUUCGCUAAAAUAAGCGUAAUCUGGAAUCCUCUUAUCUACGCACACCGAAAUCGGGAACUUAAAAAGGCAUGGCGGGAAAUCUUUAAACGAAAUUGAUCUGCUUCAUGCCUUCAUAUGCACAGCCAUGAAUCACGUGGUAUAUACACUGCAGAUGGUGAGUAUCAUGAACACAAAAUGGCCGACGUCUUGUAAAAAGGAAAAAGGAUAAGGAAAGUGCAGAUCGCGUAGGCAUUUGUAGUUGGCAGCAUAUGUCAUGCUGUAUAGUUGUUAAAUUUUGCGGAGUUAAUAUAACGCUGUUGCCCCAGGCGGACCAAAUUAUGAGGUAUUAAAUUUCGCGCAACAGGUACUUGAUUGCAGUCUGCAGUAUAUUGUUCCGUACAUCUGUGUGUAUUUAUAAAUAUUGUCUGGGUAUCUAUUUAAGCGCUUUAUUCGAAGGUCGUGGAUAUAGCAUAAAUAAAUCCUCUGAGAAUAUUUCAACAGGGCUAUAGAAAUAUAUGUAUGUUUUAAUAUUGUUAUAUAUGUACUCCAUUUGUACCGGAACACUUUUCUUUAGCAUUCUUAUCAAAAUUUCAAAAUGAGGACAAUUAUCCCCGAAUGAUGAGCUGGCGUGCUCCAUAAAAAGAUACAGGGUACUAUUUCCUUAAGUUUUAUAUGCUUUGAAAAACAGUAAAACACAUAUUUACAUUCACACGUGGAAGCUUUCUGCUGGAAAUAUUGUUUUUGUUGUAACUUGUUAUUUUCUAAGUGAUGAGAGUAAACACAAUAGUUAAUUUUAUUUUUUUUUCACUUCAAGUAAAUAACCCAAAAUAGAUUAAAAUUAAUUCUGAAUACAGCUAUUGUUAAAAUGCGUUUCAAGUUCGAAGUCGAGUAACUGAUAUCAAAUUGAUCGAAUGCCAGCAUAAAUAUAUGAUAAAUGAACCGUUCUCCUGUCCAAGCCAUGGAGUAAUCAGAGUCAAAUGCACUAAAUACCUUCCCGAGGCUGCCACGCUCGAAUGCAUACUCGCUCCAUAAAGACAUGCGCAAAGCAAUACAAGGAAAAGAAAGCGGAGAUGAAGACAGUCGACUAGCUUAUGUAAGCACAUCAUCAUCUACUAAACAUAACAAUUACGUUUUUUUAUUUCAUUUUUUUAAUCACUGUUUUUCACUUUAAUAGGUCAUAGAAGUUAUUUAACAGCGUUUUAAAACACACAGCAGUUGUCGUUCGGGCAUUUACAAAUAUAUGACUGACUUGAGAUUUCAAAUUUUCUAGUUCAGAGCCACUUUACGGUUUAAUUAUGAAUAUUUACUUUUAAUUUUUCGGACUGUAGCUUCUUUUUUUCAAAUGGUAUAUACAUUGUUUUGAUUGCUUAAUUUCACAGUAUUUUAACAGAGUGAACCAUAUUUUACCCCUGCUGCCAUUUGAUUAAUGGUGUAAGAACCAUGCAUUUAACCUACGGCAGGAAUUUGGUACAAAAUGGUUCAAUUCUUUGUUGUCAUAAUUUCUAUAUUCGACUGAAUCGAUAUGAGUGUAAUAGAUCUGUACACUUAUAGAAACUCUUGGAUACUGCUUCGAGUUUUUUGGGUUUUUUUUCAUUUGGUGGUGUUGAUUUGGUAUAUUUCUAUAUCAUGGGUGUCUUUUAUGUAUUUUAAUGACAAACAGUGUGUAUCCUGUCGGCAAUGUAGCAUUUGGCAUAUUACCAAUGUCCCGACACGAACACGUCCAUAGACAAUGUUUAUUCAUUACUCGGACAUAGUCACCGGGACUCAGUGACCUGCUCCUGGCUGGUAUUUAAUCAUCGAGCGGCGUGGACAGUUCUGGAGUCUGUAUAAACUUUUCUUUGAGCUAUGGAAGCAGAUGAGUUUGACAGAUAAACUUUUUACGGAUCAAUUUAUACAACGACCAAUACGGUACUACCAAAUUGCUAUCAAACAUGUGAUUUAGAAUAGUCAUGGAAAUAUUAAAACGUAUUAAAGACUUAUACAUGUAGUAUAGUGAGACGGGGUUUCGGAAGGAUUAACACCUUAUUCUUCUAGAUGAGGUGCUAAAACGUCAUCAAAAUGAGACUUACUUUAGUUAGAAUGAAAUAACAAAGAUAUUUACAUAUUUUGUGUGUGUAUAUGAAGUGAUGUGUAUAGGUAGCACACUGCAGUAGGGCAGGCUGGCCAUGGGCAAUUUUUUUGUUAAGCAAAUAACUCCUGUAUUAUGAUAUGCAUAAAAAAUGAAAAAUAAA
Pecten maximus is the source of this 3119-nucleotide messenger RNA. RefSeq names its product visual pigment-like receptor peropsin. NCBI's taxonomy places the organism in Eukaryota, Metazoa, Mollusca, Bivalvia, Pectinida, Pectinidae. The transcript has 3 exons. Gene Ontology annotation, molecular function: G protein-coupled receptor activity. The coding region runs from base 76 to 1005 and encodes 309 amino acids. The record is from RefSeq and is a predicted model, not a curated record. Gene Ontology annotation, biological process: visual perception; G protein-coupled receptor signaling pathway. Gene Ontology annotation, cellular component: photoreceptor outer segment; membrane.